CAACAUUUAGAGAAGUGUAUCCCAGGCCCAGUCUCCAUUUCCACCCUGCAGAACCAAAAGAAGCAACUACAGACUUUAAAACAGGAGACAGAGGCACUAUGGUUUGAAUUUGAGCUCCAGUAUGCCCAGAUAUCCCAGUUCUCCCAUCUCAUGACCACGGAAGAUAAAGGUCAAGUGGAAAAAGCCUGGGAGCAGCUGAAUCAGCAGUGGAAAGGCCAACAAAUGUGCCUACAGAGCAGUAUGGCAUCUCUAGAGAAUACUGCAGACCUGUUAGAGUCUGCAGAUGAUCAAAUCACACUGAUCACAGAUAAACUGGACCAGAUCAUCAGAAAGUCUGUGGACAUCUCCUCCUUCACCUUGGCUGAUCAUAGACUUGUAUCAGAUUUAAAGGAGAUGGACGAUAGACUGCAGUCUGAAAUGAGAAACCUCUCAGAACGACUCAUUGAAGAGGAAAGACCGGGGCCCGACACCACAUGCCCUUCAUCCCUCUGCCAGGCUCACAACAACGGUAUCCAUCAUCUCGAUCAGCUCAGACAGCGGCUGGAGAAGUUUCAGUCAGCUGCCCAGGCCCUGGAUCAAUUCCUGGCCACAGUGCGUGAAGUCAAGGCUGAGAUUUCAACCGUGCUGGCGAACCAGGACCCCAGCAGACAGCAAAAUGAGGCAGACUGGGAGCAGGAGAGACACUCUUGGCAGGCUACAAUGCAACAGAAGUUGCAGACUGCUGUGGAACAAUCUGAUAGUGUUGACAGCACUUUAAAGGCAGUGGGGAUGACUCUGACCAUUGAUGGUCCAACAGUGACGUGCCAGGAUGUGGUGACAUCAUUGUCCCAGCAAGCUGCGGACGUGGAGAAAGAGCUGAUGAGAGCCAGGAAGAGGGAGAGAAAAGAUGAGAAAUUUCUAGUUGAAAAGGAGCAAAUCAAAGAGAAUGAAGAGGUGAAUCGUUUAGAGAUACGUCAGAAAAAGACAGGGGAUGAUUCAGCACAGCAGGAGCAUCCCACUCCAAGUAUGAUGGAAGAGGAGACAGAGUUGGAGGCCAAAAGGAGUAGGCUGGAAGGAGAUAUAAUGAUGCAAAGUGAGGAAGGGAACAAGGCUCAAACAUGGAAGUCUGAAGGUGAUGUCUUAAAAGCCAAUGAUGGGAGAAGAAGAAGAAGUCUGGUUAAGAAAGAGGGCGAAGAGAAGGAGAGCUGUGUCCAGAGGACAAGUGCAUUGUUAGGUGCUCUGAGGGAGAUUAAAGAAACAGCUGAGCAGCUGAGGUUAAAGGAGCCCACCCUACCUGCUCUGCAACAGAGGUCACGUGCCUUGACAGAACUGGAAAGUCGUCUUGCUGCCCACCUCACUGAGCUGCAGUACAUACAGGAAGAAUCCUCACAAUCACGAAACCCUGAUGUGAGUCAAACCAGAGAGGUGGAGGACGUCUGGGAGGAGACCAAAAAAGCUGUAACUGAGAGGCUGGAGCAGUGUAAUGUCGUAACAGAGCUGCUGAAGAGGUUUCAGAGCAUUCGUGGUGAGCUGAGUGGGACACUGCAGAGGGCAGAGAGCACCAUCAGUGAACAAGCCUCCUACAUGGGGAAAGACAACCUGCAGCGACUGCACACUAAGGUCCAGGAAACAAAAGCAGAACUGAAUGGCCUUGGGGAUGGCAUAGAGGAGGUCCGCAGUGUCUGCAGGCAGCUUCACACUCAUCUACGGCAGAUCCCAGAACUUAUCAUCCCAUUUGAGGGUGAAGCGGAUGCUCUCAUGGACCGCUGGCUGGAUAUAUCGGAAAGAACAGAUUCCCACCUUGAAAAUAUACACCUUGGCCUGACUCUGUGGGAUGGGAUCCUCCAUCUGGGAGCAGAGGUGGAGAACUGGACUGCCAAUAAAUUGGCAGUAUUUGCUCAAUCUCCAUCCUUUCAGACAGAGGAAGACAUCAGUGCCUUGCGGAAUGAGAUUGUGGCCCAAGAGGAGAAUAUGGAGCGUUUCCACCGAAAAACUAUUGAGAUUCAGGUGCUGCUUCAAAGCUCAGAGCCCCAUCUGGAGCUACAGGUUGUCGAGACUCAGAUGAGAAAGAAGAUGGAGCAGCUGAAAGAGCUUGUUUCUGAAGCUGAGGAUGUUUACAGGCAGUUGGUAGCUGCUAAAGGACAAAUUACUGCCAGGAUGGCUGAAUGUUUUAACUCCCUCCAGAAGAUUCAGGACUCCCUCCUCACUCUUAGUGGUUCAGAUGUUGCAACAGUCCUUGCAAAACUUAAGGAACUAUUUUGUGAGCUCCAGACCCAGGGUGAGCAGACAGAGAGUCUGCUGGAGGAUCUGCAUGUUAUGGCCUCCAUAGCAAGUUCAUCCAGCCUACAGAGUCUGUCUGUGGACGGGAUGCAGCUACAAGAUAAAGUCAAAAACACCCAUCAGCUCUUUUCUGAGGUGGAAGAACAGACUGAGAGGAAUAUCCAGGCCCUCAACAGGCUGCAGAGGGUUAGUGCGCAUUUGGAACAAUGGUUGCAAGCUGUUGAGGAGAAAGCAGUGAAGGAGGAGGAUCUUAGUCUCCUGCAAGAGGAAGUACUUCAACAAAGGGUGAGAACAGAGGCCCUCAAUCAGCUUGUGUCAACCUUACAAAGCAGCCCACUUCAGCAGUCUGCUCUGGUGAAAGAGAGUAGCAAAUUGCUGGAACGAUACCACAACUUUCAAACCAACACACUGCAUGGCUUCAUGGAGAGGCAGAGCUCUUUGAGCAGGGACAUCGGAGCGUUUCAGAGCCUUUCAAAGUCCACUCAAUCCUGGUUUGGAGAUCUGAGACACACUGUUGACUCUCCACUAGGUGAAAGCCUUGAUAUCCAGAGUCCCGUAGAGCAGAGACUUCACCAUGCUCAGGCUGUGGUAAGUGCAAAGGCAGAGGGGGAGGCUCGCCUUGAAGAGCUCAGAGUAAUUGGAAAUGAUAUGAGCCACAGACUGUGUGAUGGAGACGACCUGAAACGUGACAUUCAGGAAACCAUUCAGAAAACGGAGGAGCAGUGGAAGGACCUUCUCCAGUCAGUUGAGUCUCAUCACAGUGUCCUACAAGGUGAUCUAGAGCUCACCUCCUCCUACCUUGCCCAGAGACAGCAGGCCUGCCGCACAGUGGAGGCGCUCCAGCACAGAACUGCUCGGCUUCCCACUUUAUUCCCCUGGCCUGGCACGGCUGAGCGCAGACAAGUCUGCCUUCUAGCCCGUCAACUGCAGGAUGAGACUGAGUCACUCCUAUUGACUCUUACCAGCCUGGCUGAACAGAGGAGGGAGAUGACUGAGCGAAGCAGCGACACCAUCUGGAAAGAUUCCUCCUCGGCUGAGCUGGAGACCUGCUUGUCAUCACUGAAGGCAGAGCUGCUGGGUGUGUGUUCCCGCCUCGAGGAAGGUGUGUGUAAUGAGGAACAUUUUGGCCAGUUGCUGCAGGAAUGCCACCAUAAAUUGACAUCCCUGCAGGAGAAGAUGUCAGCCUGUCAAGCCCAGAAAGAAAUCUCAGUUGGAAUGAUCACUGAUGUACCAGCUCUGGAGGCUUUGCUACAAGAAGUAACAGACACAGAAAAAUGCCUUUUAGAAAUUCUAACACUGAAGGACUCUAUCACAGCCAGUUCCACAGCCGAGGCCCAGUCCAGCCUCUCCCAACAAGUCAGCAACCUCCAAAACCACAAGAUGGCACUAGAUAGUAGCAUCAGAGAGGCACUGCUCACUGAGAUCAGCAGCCAGGGAGUUCAACAUGUGAGGGACGAGGUAUCCUGUGUACAGUCAGCACUAAAACACCUGGCUGAAGAUGUUGGAAAUCUGUGUGGGAACCGUGAAGCGUUGCUUGAUAUCAGCCAGCUCAAACAGCAGUGGUACACAAUACAGGAUUGUGAUACCAGGCUGAAAGAGUUGGCAGCAAGAGUUAACAACCUGCAAAAGCCUGCAGAGUUGAGCAACACACAAGAAAAGCUUCCUGCAGCUGUAAUUUUGACCAUUGAUGCUGUUGCUAAAGACCUUGACAGCUUCAGGUCCAUUUAUCUACAAAAGAAGCAGGAGUGUUCCGAAAACACAGCUAACAGGGUGAGGCAGGUCAUCAGCCAGCUGCAUAAGUGGAGCCAAACAGUACAAGCUGAACCUUCAUCAGCCAGCCCGGCAGCUGUGGAUGAGGGUUUGUUGCUUCAACAAGCUGUUCAUGACGUGCUCUCAGAACGAGAUUUUCUUCUACACUGUCUUGGAAGAAGAGCGACAAAGGAACUGGAGAAAAGUGCUUCCGAUGCUCUCAGUGAAAGCAAACCUAAAGUUGAAACUUUAUCUAAAUCCCUGAUCCAAGAAAGCAUGGAGCCUGAGAGGACGGCAUCAGGCUUGGCAUCUGAUCUGCAGACAACAGGUGGAUCACCAGAGUCCUACAAACAAAAGUCCACCAUGCAGGAUAUUUUGUCUGAGAUCCAGAGCUUGGUGGAACGAAGUAAUAUAAUAAAUCGGACACCACACAUUGAUUUGAAUUGGUACCUGAAAUCCUCUCCUGAUGAACCAGAGAUUCGAUUGGUACGGACUGUCCAAAAAGUUCUGAUAUGUCGCUAUAAACCAGCACAACUUGAUAUCAUGGCAAUGGUCAAACAACUGAAGGAGGCAGAGGACUACAGACGCUGUGUGCAGGAGCAAGUGGUUACUAUGAAAAGCAUAAGAGCUGCCAGGAUUUGUGACCCAGAUGCCUUAAAAAGUGCUGAAGAACAGUGGAGUGCUGCACUGCUGGAUGCGUCUGCCACAGUGCAGGUCAAAGCAGCACAACUGGAUCAGGUCAAACAGUAUCACAAACAAAUGAAGAUCACCAGAGCAUUUCUGGAGGUUGUAGCUGUUGAGAAAGACAAAAUGAGCUUAAAAACUUUGGGAAGCAGUGCCCUUCAAGCUGACAAACUCCACGCCCUUCUGCAAACCAUGGUACAGAAAAAAGACAUGAUAGAAGAGCUCCUCCAGUUAAGUAGCCAAUUGUCAAUCCACUUGAGCAAAGCUGAAAGUUCAGGCGCUCUUCUUGCCCAGCUUGAAGAUAUCCAGGAGGAAUGGAGGCUUUUAGAAGGAAGUAUCAAAAGAGCUCUGCAGCAUGCCUCGAGCUCCGCCACUCAAUCCUCUCUUCUCAUAAAAGAGGCUGAACAUCUUAAAGCCAAGCUUGAAUCUCUUCAGACAACCAACUUUCAAAGCCAUGAUUGCAAAAGUGCUUUAGAAUUUUUUUGUCUUACCACUGACCUAAAACUGUACAAACAGCUUUAUCUGCACUUACAAUCCCAGUCAGAUGCUCUUGUCCAUUUCUCGCUGGGUCAGAAAGAGAAGGAUGAGAUCAAACGUUGUCUUCAGGAACUGGGAUCGUUGCUAAAUGUCACCAAGAGCAAGCAUGACACUUCCUUGUAUAGCUGUGGCAGCAUUUCUUCAGCUAAGAUCAACAAGCAAUUACAAGACUUGAUCAUGUGGGCCAAAGAGGCAGAAAACCACAUCACUAUUGUGAAAAGGUUAGCUCUUUUCCCCGAGGAGGCUCGUAUUCAGAUUGUUGAGAUGAAGAAAUUUCAGACUGAUAUUUGGUAUAGAAGGUCCAAGAUGCAAGAAGAAGUGGAGCAGAUGAAAUAUCUAGCCUCUGAUAUGGAAAAGGAGGAAAGUGACCAAGUAUUGAAGACAGUAGAAAAUAUGUAUGAAGCCAUUGCUGACAGCUUGGAUCAUGUUCUUGGCACCAUGAAAAAAAACCUGCAGGAGAGGGAGACACUGUUAUACCAGCUUGCUAGCAUGGAUGCAUGGCUAGCAGAAACACAUGCUAAAAGAGACCCUUACACCCAUGUUGACAAUAUUUCAAAAGCUGACAUCAGAAAGCUGGAGAGUGAGCUGAAAAAUCACAAAUUAGUUACAGCAGAGAUAGAGAGCCAUCUAAAGCUGGUGGAAGCAAUGGCAGAAAGUUGCAGGGAAAUAGCCGUAGGGUUGAGUCCAGGAGAAAGCCGCUACCUUGUCAACAGACUGUCAGGCCUUUGGACAGAAUUAGAUGGAUUGCUAGCUCAUGAGAAAGCAACCAGCUGGGAAUUAGAAGAGCUGAUUCAUGAGCAAACCUCAUUAGAUGAGGAGUUAUCAACCAUUCAGGCUAGUUUACAGCAGAUUUCCACUGAUUUGAAGGAGCAGAGGUUCCCUUUAACACAGGAAACCUUUUCAACAAUUGCACAUUUGAAGCACAUGCUAAUGGAGCAUCAGUGUCAAGUACAAGAGCUUCAACACUGCCAGGAGGCCAAGCGAAGCUCCCUGUUAUGCACCAUUGGGGAACUACAAGACCAGUGCAAAACACUUACUAUUAAUAUCUUUGAGCAAGUAAAAUAUCUUCACCUAAGGAGACAAAUAGAGGAGUCUUGCGACAUUGCCAAAAAGCAAACCCAACGUGCCAAAGAUAAAACAAUCAGUGUGGGUCAGAGGUUCAGACUAUGCCAAACACUUUUAGUUGACCUUCCUUUGGUGAAAACACAGUGUCAAGAAGCAGCUGACCAAUUGGAAGCCAUCGCUCAAGACUUGUACCCAUCUGAGCUUAAUUCAGAGAGGCAGAAGAUCCAGAGCACUGUGGAAACUUUAGUCUCCCUGGAGUGUUCUGUCACAGAUGAUAUCAAAAACCUAGAGGCCAAGCUUCUGCUGGGUCUUUGUUUUUCCUCAGAGCUUCCUGCCUUAAUAGAGCUUUUCCAAAGAACAAAAGUGGAGCUGGAGGGAGCAGAACAAGUAAAUCCAGAUGAAAAAGCCAUAGAUAUUGCACUAAGAAGGUACUGGGUUAUUUGGAGAAAUAUGGAGUCUGGGAUGAGGGUGUUGGAAGGUCUGGGACGGAAAGAAGAAAUUAACCUGAAGAACUACAAGGAACUGUACUCUCUUAGGGACACAACCAUGCAAGAGUGCAGUUUACGAAUGGAGAGUUUAUCCCAGGCUAGAGAAUCCUUGAAAGAUUACCAAUGGGCUGCUCAGGUAGCAAUAGGCUUCCUUCAUAAUGCUGAAGCCACCUUCUUAUCAGCUCCUGGAGGGUUUUUGGACUGUACUGAGGAACAAAGACAGACUCAGCAGGCUCUAGAUGCUCUUGAAGAUGGAUUUCAGGUUCAUAUCUGCCACCUUGCAGACGUGGUGCCCCACCAAACCUUGCUGUCCUGCCCAGAGACUGAGCAGCUCCACAUCAGCAUCCUCAGUCAGUUGUUGGUGGGAAGAGCCAUACUAGAGGCCCAAGCCAAGCUCAGGCUGGAGACCUUGCAGAGGUGCGAAAUAAGACAAGAAAUCCACAGGAAGUGUCAUGAAGACAUUAGUCAGCAUCUUUCAGCGCUUGAAAAAAAGCUUUCAGAAUGUGCUGCAGAACAAGUGACAUCAUAUGACAAAUGUGUUGCCCAACAAAAAAGAGCCAAGGUUUUGAUGGAGGAUGUUCGCAGUCUCGCUGGUAAAAUAGAAGAACUGAGAGCUGGAUGUCCGAUGCAGGGCUGUGGGGUUGGAAAGGGGGGCGAGCUAGACACCCUCUGGAGGCGCUGGGUGUCAUUACGAGGUGGUGUUGGUCUCCUCAUGGCACACACAGAACAGAGAGCAGAGGAAUGGAAGGAUAUCACUACAAGUAUGGAGCAGUGUUGCAGCUUUUUGGCCAGUCUUCAGGCUGAGGUUCCUGACUCCUCCACCGUGAGCUUCACUCAAGAGGAACCCCAGGAGCUUCUGGUUCAGGCUGAGAUGCACCAGGUUGGGCUGGAGCAGGAGCAGCAGGCCUUGGCCUCCCUGGAGCAUCGACUGGAGCACGCCCUGAGCCUAUCUAGUUCCCAGGAUCCCAUCAGCCCUGGACCUAUUGGCAAAACACUAGUGAAGAUCCAAGAGAAUGUCAGGAGCUUGAAAGAGAGAAACCUGCUGGUUGUAGCUGCAGCCCAGGCAGAGGUGAAAAAGAGACAGCAACUCCAAGAGGACAUAGGAGAGGUGGAGCAACAUGUGUUUGCCAUUCUUCCCUUGCUGGAAGCCUGUUCAAAUCCAUACAAACAACAGGAGCUCAGUAGGGAUUUGUCCUCCCAGAAGACCAAACUAAAGUGUAUCAUGGACAGUCUGCAGAGCCAGUAUGCUGAGAUACCAGCUGAUAUCAGCAAAAGGUUACAAGAAGUUCAGCUGUCUCUACAAAGAGAACAGGAGAAGAAGAGCGACCCUGUUCAGAAGCUGGCUGAUCAAGUGGUGGAGUUGGGUUCUGGCCUGGAGAAAGUUAAAGCGUUACUGGAGAAAAGGAGUCCAACAGUCAAUGAAGCUCAAAAUGUACUCAAGCAUGUGUGGGAUGAGCUGGAUGCAUGGCAUAGCUGCUUGAUGCUCCUGGAGAACGAGGUGCAGGAUCUUGCGGAGGAGAAUCCAGAUCAAGCUCACCUACUCAUGGACCAACUCACCCAACCACUGCAGCUCUACCAAAACGCAGCACAGAUGGCCGAGCAACGUACUGCCUUCCUCAGCAAGAUCCCUGCCUGUCUUCAGGAGUUUGAAGAUAUUCUUUACAGCGCCACCUGCUGGUUAGAUGAGGCCCAGUCAUGGCUCACUGCUCCCUGCUCGUUUACAACAGCCAGAAGCCUCCAGAAUCAUGCAAACUCCCUGCAGCUGGUCCUGGAUGACUCUGAGAGGAUCAGGCACACCCUGCAGGAUUUCAGGCUGGUCCUAGAGGAUAUCUCUGCUGUGUGUGACAUCAGCACCCAGGUGGAGAGCCUGGACCAGAAUGACCAACAAGUCCACAAAAUGCAACACAAGAUCCUAGAGCCGCUGGAGCAGCUCCUGCAGGAUGUUGCAGUGGUGGAGGCAAUAGAGGCAGAGCUUAAGGCCAUGGACAAGAAUGUCCUGAAGAUCAAAGCAAUUUUAUCCUCCAUGGACAACUCCAACAUACCUCUGACGGAGCAUCUUCACAACCGACAGGUGAUACUGGCCAACAUGCAGUUGAUGCGGAGGACAUUGGAGGAGGUGGAGAGAUGCAAAAAAGAGCUUCACCUCCCACAGGGAGCACAGGAGAGUCUACUAAUAUUUUCCAGAGCCAGACAACUCCUGCAGCCCCUCGAGGAACUGGAACAGCUCACCCAGCAACAAGCCACGAUGCUGGAGAACAAGAUUAGGGAGGAGGAUCUUUGCAUCACUACAGUCUCUGAUACCCCUGAAGAAAUACAGCAGCUAGACGGAUCUCCACAAAGAUACUUUCAGGAGGAUUUUGAGGUGUCUAAUUCAGAGGAAGAGGAGGAUGAGGAAAACGAGAGUUGUCACUCGUCGUCCUCUGACACACUAACAUGCAGUAUUCCAGAGGACCCAGAGGAGACACUCAAUGCUUCAGAUGCGCAACGAGAGGAUAUUGAUGAAAUUAAGCCACUAUCAGAAGUUAAGGCACUGAAGAGUUUGGCAAGUCAGUUUUCUUCUGAAGUGGAGAUGAGCACAAAAGGUGCUGAAACUGGGUUUUUAUCUAUGGAGUCUGGGCUUGAUACAAAAGAGUCUGAGUCAGAAAAUGAUCCAGUUGAAACGGGAUUAAUAACAAUGGAUUCCAAAGCUGAUGUUGGCAAAGCAUUUAGCCCUGAAACCGUGAUGGCUGAGUCACUAAUCGCUGCAGCCAUUCCAGCAGCAGAAAACAAGUCAAUUGCUGUUGCUACACUGGACCAACAUGGGUCACCAAAGCAUGAAACCCUUGUCACCGCCCCUCAUACAAAGAAGUCCUUUCAGGCAGCAGCUCCAGUGGAAGACACAAGACUGAUUCCUGCUAGACCUAUAACACCAUUCACUUCCAUCAGAGCAUCAGAUGAGUUUACAGAAGAGGGAGAUGGAAAUCUAUCUUUAUCCACUGCUCUCCAUCAAGAUUUGGAUACAUUAAAUAUGUUGAAUGAGCAAAGUGAAGACAGUCGUAGUAGUUUGGCGGAAGAAUCUCAGUCGUCUAAGCUGCCGAUCAGCUUGGCUGGACAUGAAGAAGAUGAGGAGCAGCUAAGGUGGAGACAACUUUAUACCCAGAUCUCUCAUAAACUGACCACUUUGAAUAAAGUUAAGGAGGAGCAUGAAACCAUGAUCAGCUCAGACGAUGGAGGGACCCAUGAAAAGGUUCCAGAAAUGGAGCUGAUAUUAACUGGGUCUACUUCUGCUGUUCUCCAGCGGACACAUGAGUCCGUCACCAUGCUGAGACACAUAGUGACCCCUGCAGAUGAUUCACAUCCAGGUGGAAAUGAGGAGUUGUACAGGGGUGUACAGAGGGUCCUCCUCUGUCUGGAUGCUUUGACUGACCUUCUGUUGACUCCUGGUGGUGCUGGUGAAGAUGACCCCCAGCUAAGGCUGCUACAGCAGGAGUGUGUAUCAACUGAGCUGGUGACUCUGGCUGAGCUGUUGAGUAAAGUGGAGUCAGAGACUAGACCUGCACUUUCGAAGAAAGAACCAGAAGCUCUCUGCUGUUUGACUUCCCUUCAGGAUUGCCUACACACAGUCCAGCUGGUCUUUAGCUCAUCCCACAAACAGCUCAUUGAACAUUUUGGCAUCACAUACCAACAUCAGGAGCCCUCCUCCAACCAGCUUUGUAUUUUGGAUGAGUUUGAGCUGGGACGAAGUGAGACGUUCCCCCGCAUAAAGGAUGCUCCCAAUUUGGAGUGUGUGCUGGGCAGACAUCUGAGGGAGAUUCCAGGGGGAACAGCCAAGCUACAGCAAGCUUCCCAGUCCUUGCUUCAGGGGAUAACUCGUCUCCUGGAACUGGGUGAAGAAUGCAUAACAGAAGGGCAGAUGAGCCAGUUUCACAACCACAGCCAACUUCAAGCCGUUCUCUGCAGACACAAGAAGCUCCUACAGGUCCUCAGGUCUCAGUUGGCUUUUGUGCAGCAUCUGUUCCAACGUGAGCCAGAAGCGCUCAGGUGUCAAGAGGAUGAGCGGGUACAGUUGGAAGUCAGAGCUAAAGCUUUGCAGCAACAGGCUCUGGAACAGGAAGUAGCUUGUCAAAGGAGGAUCCAGGAGUGGACCCGGUGGGAGGAUAAUUGUGGUCGACUGAGCAAGCUGCUGGAUGAUCUUGAAGCCUUCAUCAGCAGUGGGGAACCAGAAGGAGAUGACGAGAAGGUGAUUCAGCACCGACAAGAUGCCUGCCAGCAAACAUUGGUCCAGCUGGAUGAGAGCAGAGUUGCUUUACGACUGCUCCUGGAUCAGGGGAAGGUGCUGCAGACGGAUCCAGGGUUUGCUGCCACAGUCAGUCAUGCAGGAGGCGCCCUGGAGCUGCGAUGGCAGAGGGCCUACAGGCGGACAGAGCAGGAGAUUCAACGCUGCAGAGAUAUGCGGGACAGCCAGGCCAGAUUCCAGACUGACUUUGCAUCAGUUAGUGAAUGGCUGGUUGGUUCCAACAAACGUUUGAAGACUUGGUCAAACCUGGCUGACACCCCUGACCUAAAUGAGGAAUCGAUUAACAACAAUCUUAUCAAGCUGCUGGACUUCUCCAUGGAGCUUAAAGCCAUGUCAAAGCCAAGGACAUCUGUAUCCAGGGAAGCCACUCAGGUGCUCCGCCUGAGGGAAGCUGAUUGUCCCAGGCUAAGAGCUCAGCUCGCCAAGAUGGAGGUCAACUGGAGCCAGCUGACCUCUGAUCUGUCCAAGAUACAAGACCAGCUGCAGCAGCGGCUGCUGGUAGCAUGGCCACCGGUGAAGCUGCUGUCUGACCUAGAGGACUGGCUGAAGAAGCUGGAGGCUCGACUGAGCCAAGAGAAAGAAACAGUCCUCAAGGCCAAAGAUGCUGCUCAGAUCACUGAAAUCUUGCAGCACUACCAGGAGUUAAAGGCAGGCAUGAUCAAUGGGCAGCUCCUUCUUGAUUUCCUGUGCCAGUCUGGGCCUCAGGUGUUGGGAGUGGACGCCAAGGUUCUCUGCUCCGAACGUACAAUGUUUGCCGAGAAACUAGGCGCCGUCAGACUACAGUGGCUGCACCUUCAGAGAGAGCUGGAGAGCCAGAUUUGUGAAGUUGAACAGAUACAUCACACUUGUGCAGACAGAGAGAGGCAGUUACAUCGUCUUAACGGCUGGAUAGAACAGCAGAAAAAGCAGCUGAAUCAGUGGAGACAGCCCACCAGUCGAACUGUGGCUCGUAAGGCUCUACUGGAGUUGGAGGCUGUUGUGGGAAAAGGAAAGGAGGAGGCUGCAGCUUUGCAGGAGUUGAAAGCCCCUCGAGUGCAUGUUGAAAAGGAAGAGGAUCACCCUUGUGAUAUCUCCUUCUCUGGCCAGACAGAGAGUAUUUGUCAUGCUUGUGGAGAUCUCUGUCAACAGAUGGAAUCUCUGAGACCAGCUCUACAACAGACUGUGGAGGAGUGGAGUUGUUUUGACAGCGAUCUGAGGGAGGUUUCUCUGCACACCACUAGGUUGCGUUGUGCUCUACAGUAUCAGCCGCUGUUCUCACUGAAGCAGGCAGAAGGAUACAAGGACCUUCUCCAGCAACUCCAGGAGAAGGUCAGAAAAGGGGAGCAGCUUUGGGCAUCCUUGGACAAAUCCUAUCAGAGUCUAGUGAAGACUCUUCAUCAUGGAACAGCACAGGCACUGGAGGAUCAAAUGGAAGAAGAGCGAAAACGGUGGCAGGACGUGGUGCAGGAGCUAAAGGAUGAGCACAUGAAGACCGGCGAGACACUUUCCCUCUGGCAGGAGUACAUUCACCUCUCUGAUCAAUGCUCCCUUCACCUCCAAAACCUGUCGCAUCAGUGUGAGGGGCUGUCGAGAGCUUCAUCUCAACAGGACACUCAGGCCGUGGUUCACUCAGUGGAGAAGUUGCAGGAUGCUGCUAAGGAUUUGCAAAGCAGAGUGGGAGAUGUUCUCGCAGCUUCCAAGCCUCUUAUUGGACGUCUAGAACCACUGGCCGCAAAUUUAAUCCAAUCAGAGACCAGACUGCUGUCACGUGAUGUCCUGCUGUUGAGCCAGGCAAUGUCAAGAAAAAAGAAAAGUCUUCAGGAGGAUUUGAAACAACAGAAACAAUUUCAUGCUCAACUGGAGGCUCUUGAAAAGCAGACGCGUAGCAACCAGCUUAAACUCAAGGCCAGCUUGAAUCACACAGAGUCUGUGGAGCAGGUUCUCUUGGAGCUCAGUGAUCUGUUUCCGUCACUGUUUGAUGUCAGGGAGAUGAGUGGCUACGUGACCCUUAACAAAAAUUACACAGAAAGACUGCACAUGCUCAGCAGGCAAUGGGUUGAAAGCAUGACUCGCUUGUCUGACAUGAACAGAGAGCUGCAGUUUGAGCAUCAGCAUUCUCAGAGCUUUCAGGAAAAGUGUAAGAACCUGACGUCUAUCCAGACGAAGCUUGAGGAGCAAUUCAUCUCCAAAAAAGAUGAAAAUUACUCCAGUCUCCAAGAGAUGUUGACUGUCCAUCAGAGACUUGAGGUUGUAAUGAAUAUUGGACAUCAGAUUCUGCAGGGUAUUCUCUGUCAUGCCGUCGAGUCUGUGGAAAAAGAAACGGGAGAGAAAAGAUCUAAGCUCAUGGCACAAGUGACCCGUAUGAGGGAGAGCUGGUUGAACUCUGUGGCUCUGGCUGGCCAGCACAGGUCCCUGAUAAAAGAACAACUGGGCCAGUGGAGAGUCUACCAUCAUGGCUUGAAACUUUUGUGGAAGUUGAUGAUGGACGUUGACCCUUUGUUGCCCCCUGCUGGACCUGCUCUCUGUACACUGCAUCAGCUACGGAGCUGCACAGAUAAUUUUCAGUGUGUGGAAGACGCUCUGGGUCUGCACUCCACUGUGUACACCCAGACUCUGGAGGCUGGCAGGCAUUUAUGUAAAACCAUGACGGGGUCUGAGUGUCAGAGCCGACUGCAGUCAGACCUCCAGGCCAUACAGGAGGCCUGGGAACAAACCACUUCACUGCUGGAGAGGAGAAGAGCCCUAAUUAGCACAACAGUUCAGAAGUAUUCUCAGUGUCAGGAUGGGAUAACCAGCAUCAUGUCUGAACUGGAUGAGCUGAAAGUCAUGAUAAAACAGACGCUGCCUGAAAGACCGUACAGCUCAGAGGACAAGGAACACCUUCAGAAGACGGAGCUCUCUCUGCAGCGUCUGGCCAGUGGAUUGAGGGAAUUAACCACCAUGAAGACGGACCUGUCCCAGUACGUUGCGGCCGGUGACUCGGCUCUGCUGGAGCAGCAGCUGGAACAACUCCACAGCCAAUGGGAAGAGCUGUGUAUGAAGGUGUCCCUGCGCAGGCAAGAAAUUGCAGACCGUCUCAAUGCCUGGACCAUCUUCAAUGACAAGAACAAAGAGUUCCAUGAUUGGCUGACUCAGAUGGAGAACAAGGUGUGCCACAGCGGGGAUCUGAGCAUCGAGGAAAUGGUGGAGAAACUGAAAAAGGACUGCAUGGAGGAAAUCAACUUGUUCAGCGAGAAUAAGAGCCACCUGAAGCAGCUGGGUGAGCAGCUGCUGUUAGCCAGUGAUGAGGCUAAGCAGACCCGGGUCCACGGCUCGCUGCUGGAGGUCAACCAACGCUGGCACAACCUCUUCCACCACAUCGAAGCCAGGGUAAAGAAACUGAAGGAGACUCUGGUGACGGUGCAGCAGCUGGAUAAGAACAUGAGUAACCUCCGCUCGUGGCUUUCACGCAUGGAGUCCGAGCUGUCCAGACCCAUCACCUACAGCGUCUGUCACCACCAGGAGAUCCAGAGGAGGCUGGCCGAGCAGCAGGAGCUGCAGCGGGACAUUGAGCAGCAUACGGAGGGCGUGGUGUCAGUAAUCAGUCUGUGCGAUGUUUUGCUGCGGGACGAAGAUGCUGCUGGUGGCACUGAGGUGGAGAACGACUCCCUGCAGGAGACCAGCCACAGCCUGGACCAGCGCUGGAGGACCAUCUGUGCCAUGGCUCUAGACAGGAGGCUCAGGAUUGAGGAGACGUGGCGACUGUGGUGUAAGUUCCUCGAUGACUACUCGCGGUUCGAGGAUUGGCUCAAGAUAGCCGAGCGCACCGCUGCCAACCCCAGCUCUGCAGACGUCCUUUAUACGGUCGCCAAGGAGGAGCUCAAGAAGUUUGAGAGUUUCCAAAGGCAGGUUAAUGAGCGGCUGACCCAGCUGGAACUGGUCAAUAACCAGUACCGCCGCCUGGCCAGGGAGAACCGCACUGACCGAGCCAGCCAACUCAAAGCCAUGGUGCACGAAGGCAACCGCCGCUGGGACACCCUGCACCGCAGAGUGGCCGCCAUCCUCCGCAGACUCAAGUACUUUACCAGCCAGAGGGAGGAAUUUGAAGGCACCAGGGAGAACAUGCUGGUGUGGCUGACCGAGCUGGACUUGCAGCUCACCAAUGUCGAACACUUUUCAGAGAGCGACAUCCAUCACAAGAUACAACAGCUCAAUAGCUUCCAGAAGGAGAUCACCCUGAACACAGAGCGCAUCGACGGCCUAAUAGUGUUUGGAGAGGGUCUGAUCCAGAAAAGCUCCCCGCAGGAUGCGGCGCUGAUUGAAGACGAGCUGGAGGAGCUGCACUCCUACUGCCAGGAGGUUUUCAGCAGACUGGUCCGCUUCCACCAGCGCCUCAGCCAGCCCCCAACAAUCAAAGAAGAACCGGAGAUCUCUAGUACAUCCUUUUCUUUGGAGUCGAGCUUGGAGCUGAUUGGCCGGCCGUGGCUGGGGCGGAGCCAAGGAAGCCUCCCGGCCACACCCACCCACCUGCUGGCCUCUCCGCUGGAGCGUUCGGGGCGGGAGACCCCAGUGAGCGUGGACUCCCUGCCGCUGGAGUGGGACCACACCGGAGACGUUGGAGGGUCAUCCUCACAUGAGGAUGAUGAGGUGGAGGAGGGGGAACAUGAAGAUGAGAGAAUUUACUUCAGCGCAUCAGAGGUGGAGUUGACUGAGAGCCAGGAGGAAUAUGUCGAAGCCCCAGAGGCGCUACAAGCCUCCUCACUGGUUUCAAGCAGGUCCAUGGCCGCACAUGACUCUCCAAGAUGGCGAUCACAGGAAGACAAGGAAACAGAGUCUCUCCAGCUGGACUCGGAGGGCCACACCGAGGCUCCACCCAAUCUCACCAGCACCCCUCUAAAGCAGGGCUAUUUGCAUCUCAUGUCUCAGUGCAGCGGCAGCAUCGAGGACAUUAAAAGAGUCUCACUGAUCCUGGACGAUGAGGAGCAGCCAGAGGAGCUCGGUCUCACAGGACUGACUGCCUCAGACAAACAGUCAGGUGUGAUCGAACGCUGGGAGCUCCUUCAGGCUCGGUCCAGGAGCUACCAGCACGAUGGCCUUCAGGAACCUCAAGAGCUCAUCUCUGACCUUGAUGACAUCACUUCCUGGUUAGAAGACGUGAUCCCAGAGCUAGAGCGCCUCCAGCAGGUGGACCCAGCAGCCAGUGUUGAGGACAUGGCAACCAGAGCCAAAGAACUAAAGGAGAUGCAGAAGACAUUUACUCGCUACAAGUCUGUCAUGCUGUCUGUCAACCUGCGAGCUCAGGAAGCUCCAGAGCUUCAGGAGAGACUGGCACGUAUGAACAGAGACUGGAGCAGAGCGUGUACAGGCCUCCAGCUGUGGGACACCAGUAUGAGGAAGACGCUGAUGCGCUGCCAGGUCCGAAGAAAAUACCAAGAGUUCCAUGAGACCCUCCACUCUCUGCUGCUGUGGCUGGCCCACGCAGAGAGCAGGCGCUAUGCGGUGGACAUCAGUCACCCAGACACACCUGUCAGGGCCCUGCAACACCACCACAAGACACUCACAAAUCUGCAGGAGGAGCUAGAUGGCAGGCAGACUCAGCAGGCCUCACUCCAGGCUUUGUGGUCUCAGCUCCAGCCUGAGGAUGAGGCUGAGGAGAGCGACGAGGCCCAGGAGAAACUCCACGUGACCAGUAGCAAACUGAAGUUACUGCUGAGGCAGGUGGACCAAGACCUGAGCACCCUGCAACAGCGCCUGGAUCGUGAAUCAUCAGAAGUCCAAGGCCAAAGCACUUCUGCAGAUCUUUCUGAGGAGGCCACAAAUUCAAAGAAAGGUUCCUCUAGUCAAAGAGAGAAGAGGGACUCACCCCCACCUCGUUCCUUCUUCUCCCGGGUCCUUCGUGCAGCCUUCCCCCUCCACCUCCUCCUACUGUUCCUCCUCCUCCUGCCCUGUCUUAUUCCCAUGUCAGAGAGCGACCCCAGCUGUACAGGGGCCAACAACUUUGCCUGGUCCUUCUACCCCAUGUUACGCUACACCAACGGCCCACCACCCACUUGAUAGAGAUGUACUUUGGGUGAUCGGACACUGAGAAACACAUGCCACCUUUUUUGACACAAUAACCACGAGUACAAAAUGUCUAACAAAAUUUAAAUGUUAAGUUGAUGAAGCGAUUGUCUUCUAAAAAACAUCCAAAGUGCAGAAAUUGUAUUUGAGUGUCUAUUUUUAAAGAUUUGAUCUUAUAUUUAUUCCAUGAACAAAACCUCCCAUUUGUCUCUAUUUCAGUAAGGAAAACACCAUGUGUGGGGUAAAAAGAAAUUGAUAUUUUAGAUUAAUAAUGCAAAGAUCUUCCAAGAAAUGAAUCACUGCAUCCUCUUGGAGAUCUCCCUGCAAGGAGUCGUACAGUAGAUGGGGUCCUGACACUUGGAGAGAGGUAAAGCAGCAUACAGUAUAUACUGUAGCAGCGACUGCAAAGAGGCACACGGUAACAGGUAAAAUACUUUAAAUAUCCUUCAGCUACUGUAGAAGCCAGCAAACCUAUACUCCACUGGGUAAUAAGAGGUUGCAACCAAGUAUGAUGAGGAAAAAAAUAAAUAAAUCAGUAUUUUCUUUUACAUGUUUAUAUUCAGAUAUGUCUCCUGCCUCGGUCCUAACACUCUCCAUUUUAUGAACUGUUGACAUUUCAUUUUGUCUAAUUUGACCCUGCAUACAAAAAGCAGUUCAAUCUGUUAUAUUAUGAAAAGUUUUGUUUUUUUUUUUACAACAAGAUACUAGUUACAUUGGAAUGUAAUCUUUAUAAGGCCAACAGUACAAAAUGAUAGUUUUAUACACAUCAUUGUAUAUGCAUAUUUUUUAGAUGCUUUUUCUUGAGUAGAUUUCGAGCAGAGUACAUUUCCAUGCCUGUUUAAACACUAUAGAUUUAGCAGGAUGAUGUGUAUGUAGAGAAUGUAAUAUAAUGCUUAUUUAUAACUGUAAUUGUGGAAAUAAUGCUCCUAAUUAAGUAGUAAACACUGUCUUAACUGUAUUUACUCAUGACUUUUUUCCCCAUGUUCAGAAAUGAACCCAUUUAUGAUUUUGAGAGAAAGAUCCAGUAAGCUUUGGUCAGGGAAUAAACCUUUAAAAUACA
Molecule: messenger RNA, 18136 nt
Organism: Micropterus dolomieu (smallmouth bass)
Lineage: Eukaryota; Metazoa; Chordata; Actinopteri; Centrarchiformes; Centrarchidae
Product: nesprin-2
Exons: 86
Coding region: 151-17070 (5639 amino acids)
Cellular component (GO): membrane
Source: RefSeq, a predicted model, not a curated record